Molecule: messenger RNA, 1053 nt
Organism: Drosophila grimshawi
Lineage: Eukaryota; Metazoa; Arthropoda; Insecta; Diptera; Drosophilidae
Product: trypsin-1
Exons: 4
Coding region: 344-1015 (223 amino acids)
Biological process (GO): proteolysis
Molecular function (GO): serine-type endopeptidase activity
Source: RefSeq, a predicted model, not a curated record
AUAGGUCAAUCAGAAUAUAUACUAUGUUGACGAUAAGGAGAACGUAAACACAAAUUAAAGUUUCGCACGAAUCCGCUAUUGCUUCUGGAUGUAAUCGAAGUCAUCUUAUUUGUAUCCUAUUGCAAAGCCGAGUCUUAUCUUAUGUCCCGUCUUGUGACCACACUUCAAAAUGCUUUAAAAAAAACAUACUUAAUAAAUUCAUGGAAAGAAAAAUCAACCAUAUAGAGGGUCGGUAUAAUUGUUUGCACGAUAGGGCUUGCAAAGGUUCAAAAAUUGUGGAUUUUCGAAUGAAGAAAAUAGAAUUGUGGGAGGAAAGCCUACAGGAGUAAAUCAAUAUCCUUGGAUGGCUCGAAUUAUUUAUGAUGGAAAAUUUCACUGCGGAGGAUCAUUGUUAACAAAAGACUACGUUCUAUCUGCAGCUCAUUGCAUUAAAAAAUUGAGAAGAUCCAAAAUCCGAAUAAUAUUUGGAGAUCAUGAUCAAGAAAUAACAUCGGAGUCGAAGGCAAUUCAAAGAGCUGUAACCGCUGUCAUAAAACAUAAAAAUUUUGACCCGGAUACCUACAACAACGAUAUUGCAUUGUUAAGACUAAGGAAACCUAUUGUGUUUUCGAAAAUAAUUAAACCAGUGUGUCUUCCCCGAUAUAACUAUGACCCAGCAGGUCGUAUAGGAACUGUCGUUGGUUGGGGUCGUACUGCAGAAGGAGGAGAACUGCCCACAAUUGUUAAUCAAGUAAAAGUACCUAUUAUGUCUCUUGCGGAAUGCCGAAGCCAAAAGUAUAAAAGCACACGAAUAACGCCAACUAUGUUGUGCGCGGGACGACCGCGUAUGGACUCCUGUCAAGGUGAUAGUGGUGGACCACUAUUAUUGUCGAAUGGAGUCAAAUAUUUUAUAGUAGGUGUAGUGUCCUGGGGUGUUGGUUGCGGACGCGAAGGAUAUCCUGGGGUUUAUACCCGUAUCAGCAAGUUUAUUCCUUGGAUUAAAUCUAAUUUAGCAAGUACUUGCUUGUGUUCAUAGUCAAUUUCUAAAAUAUUGAAUAAAAUAAAGAAAAUCGU